Malania oleifera is the source of this 711-nucleotide messenger RNA. RefSeq lists its product as uncharacterized. NCBI's taxonomy places the organism in Eukaryota, Viridiplantae, Streptophyta, Magnoliopsida, Santalales, Ximeniaceae. Bases 1 to 711 code for a protein of 236 amino acids. The record is from RefSeq and is a predicted model, not a curated record. The transcript has 2 exons.
AUGGCUGAGGUAGUGCAGACGAAUAGGGGGCAAGAAUGUCUUAUGACUGAGUUGGGUUGCUCCAUUGAGCAGUUCACCAGGUUGAAGCCCUCAGCUUUUGCCGGCAGUGCAGAUCCAGUUCAUGCUGAGAAUUGGAUCCAGGAGAUUAAGAAGAUCCUAGAUGUGUUGAACUGCAUUGAGAGGCAGAAAGUCACUUUUCCACGUUCAACCACGGUUAGAAACGCUAAGAUGGAGGAAUUUAUGAAUUUGACGCAACAAUCGCUGGCAGUGCAGCAGUACGAUGCCAAAUUCCAAGAGCUGUCCCGAUUUGCUCCAUUCUUGAUACCGGAUGAAGCAAAGAAGGCCUGGAAGUUUCAGAGAGGACUGAGGAGCGACAUCUGUAAGCAGACAGCGAUUUUGCAGUUCCAGGACUUUGUUACGUUGGUUGAUAAAGCAACAGUAGCAGAAGAAUGUUUGUUAGAGGACACAGAGGUUCAGGUCAAGAAGAAGAGGCCAGCGCCUCCUAAUUCUUCAUCUAGGGCAGGACAGGGUAAGUGCAAAAAGAACGGUGGUGGUACGUCCCAGAAUACCGCAAGUGUUCAACGUUGCUCUUUAUGUGGUAAGAUACACCAUGGGCAGUGUUGGUUGUCUACGGGGGCUUGUAUGUGGUGUGGUAGGCAAGGACAACAGAUGAGAGGCUGUCAGAUGCAGAGGAAUAGUGGAACCUUGUAG